CUCUAUAUUAACAAGGAUGGAUAGUGCGUUCCUUUGGUCAAUUGUUUCUUUAGUUUUGUUUUGGUCAGCGGUUAGUUCUAAUCCGAAUCUACCCGAAAUCAUUAAUGGAGAUGUGGCCGAAAACGCCGAAAAGCUUGCUGGAUUUCUUAAGUCUGAGAAUCUUGACGACAACUUAAGAUACUUGACCAAAUACCCUCAUGUKGCUGGAUCUGAGCGAAACAACGAGCUUGCACGAGAAAUAGAGAAACGGUGGCGAAGUUAUGGCUUUGAUGAGGUUCAUCAGACACGUUAUGAUAUUCUUCUAAGCCUACCCAACAACAAGCAUCCAAGUUCCGUGGGCAUUGUUGACRGGACAAACAAUAUGACAACAGUGUUUCAGCAGCAUGAGAAAGUUUUGCUACCAAACGAAACUUUACACGAGGAUGUGUUGCCUUCCUUCCUUGGAUUCACAUGUAAUGGAACUGCUCAGGGCAAAGUGGUUUAUGCUAAUUUUGGAACAGAAAGUGAUUUUAAAACACUCUCUGAUAUGGGGAUAUCCGUCAAGGGCCACAUCACACUCAUUCGACAAGGAAGAAUAUUCAGAGGAGAUAAGAUCAAAUAUUCUGCUGAAAAUGGUGCAAUAGGAGUUCUAAUCUACAACGACCCACAACAGUUUGCACCGGAGGGUGAAAAUAACACUUUUCCUCAUAAAUGGUGGCUACCAAAGAGUGGGAUACAACGUGGAGCGGCUGCUUACGACACGGCACCUGGUGACGUCGUGACACCCGGUUACCCUUCUAUCGAAGGCAUCUACAGAAUACCAUUGGAAAAAGUCAGUAAACCGUUAAUACCAGCACACGACAUCUCUUAUGAAGACGCCUUCACCAUACUCAAAAACUUAAAAGGAAAAAAGGCUCCCGAAAAGUGGCAGGGCAGUUUAAAAACUGACUAUAACAUGGGYCCAGGAUUUGCUGACAACACAAGUCAAGUUAAAAUGGACAUAAAGACAUUCCUUGUCACAAAACCGGUAUAUAACGUUAUCGGCACCAUAAAAGGAAAAGAGGACCCUGACCGCUAUGUACUCAUGGGUAAUCACAGGGAUGCCUGGGUAUUUGGAGCCAGUGAUCCUUCUAGUGGUACAUCAGUAUUAAUGGAGCUAUCACGUGGUCUAGGCGAGCUGUUAAAGACAGGUUGGAGACCACGAAGAACUAUCAUACUAUGUAGCUGGGAUGCAGAGGAACAGUUUGUCACAGGGUCAACCGAGUGGGUAGAAGACAACGCUGCCGUCUUAAAAAGCAGAGCCGUUGCAUACCUCAACAUAGACACUGCAGUUGGAGGAAACUUUUCAUUYAAUGUUGAUGGRAGUCCACUUUUACAUGAUGUAUUAGUUUCAACAGCACGAGAGGUCUUGGACCCGACCAGUAAGGAGCCAGGCCUUAGUCUCUAUGACGUCAUGCUUCAGAAAGAUGUUACUAAAAAUGAAAACGGCCAAGUCCAGUGUCAUAAUCUUGCGUUUGGAAGCGACUACGUUACUUUUUACCAUUUUCUUGGAAUCUCAUCCGGCGACUUCACGUACAUCUUUGGUGGGGUACACAAUAUACGACGAUCUUAUCCUUUUUAUCACUCCAUGUACGAUAAUUACUACUGGAUGAAAACAUUCGUUGAUCCUAACUUUAAAAUUCACCUAGCAGUGGCCCAGUACGCGAGCARGCUGCUCCUUAAAUUUAGUGAUUAUAAGAUCCUGCCAUUAAACUCGACAACCCUGGUYGAAUUGCUGGAAAAGCAGACUAAAUUACUGACUGAAAACACUGACCUCAAAAAGAACAACAUUGACACUUACUCUUUGGUAAAAGAAAUAGAAAAACUACGYCUUACAUCGGAUUCAUUUGAAAAACAAAAGGCUCUGGUCUCGACUGAAGAUGUACGCACCAUGAGAUCAAUGAAUGACCAGAUAUCCGGUCUGGAGCGUGCUUGGAUYAACGAUAUUCAGGAAUAUCCACAAAUUGUUUUUAGAAACAUUAUCUAUGGUCCAGACUGGACUAAUAUCUAUAAUGGACGCUACUUUUGGCGUGUCUAUGAUGCUAUUAAAUCGGCAAAGCUUGAUGGGAAGUGGGAUGAAGUUCGCAAGGAAAUUUCUGUUGUUGUUUAUGCGAUCAAAUCUGCUGCUAAAAUUCUUGGACCUGCAUACCUAGUAAACUGAUUCCAUUACCACUGACCAGUUGAAAAGACACAAAGACAACACAUUAAAGUCAUUUUUUUUUUGAAAUUCCAAUGGGCGGAGUUUCAAUCUAAACAUUAUGUAAAUUCCUUCAAUGAAAAGGUGCAGCUUGAUAUUUCUUAUUCAAUUCAGCAACAACUUUUCCUCCCCCUCAUUGGUCGAGAGUCAACCACGUGAUGCGAUAGUGCCCGCUGCGUUCGGAUACUACAGUAAAWAGAGCACGGCGUUUCAGAAAAUUUUGAUAGAGCACAGUAGAGCAGUUUAAUCCUGGGCAAUAUGCUGUAGUCGUUGCCCUUGCAAUCGGAAGCGUCUAUUUCAGGUGAACAUCUUAUUCAACAUGGGCUUCGCAAAUAAUUUUACUGCAGUAUUUAUGUAUUUACAAAUGUUCAUCGCUAUUGCCAUUGCAUGCAAUAGUAGUUUCGAGUGCUGAAUGUAGAGACUACAAUAUGGACUUGGAAAGCAAGUGUUGUAGAUAGUGUAGAUUUUAUAAUUAGUCAUAAUUUGUAACUAUCGACUUAAAAAAAGAAUUGGAGCAACAAAUAGCAUGUUUUUUUUUUGUUUUUACUAUAAAUUAACUGUACAAUGAUCU
Messenger RNA from Exaiptasia diaphana, 2786 nucleotides. Its product is annotated as N-acetylated-alpha-linked acidic dipeptidase 2. The record is from RefSeq and is a predicted model, not a curated record. NCBI's taxonomy places the organism in Eukaryota, Metazoa, Cnidaria, Anthozoa, Actiniaria, Aiptasiidae. The transcript has 8 exons. Gene Ontology annotation, molecular function: carboxypeptidase activity. The coding region runs from base 17 to 2179 and encodes 720 amino acids.